This is a messenger RNA of Scheffersomyces amazonensis, 1605 nucleotides long. Its product is annotated as tetrahydrofolate synthase. NCBI's taxonomy places the organism in Eukaryota, Fungi, Ascomycota, Pichiomycetes, Serinales, Debaryomycetaceae. The transcript has a single exon. Gene Ontology annotation, cellular component: cytoplasm; cytosol; mitochondrion. The coding region runs from base 1 to 1605 and encodes 534 amino acids. Gene Ontology annotation, biological process: tetrahydrofolylpolyglutamate biosynthetic process. The record is from RefSeq and is a predicted model, not a curated record. Gene Ontology annotation, molecular function: ATP binding; tetrahydrofolylpolyglutamate synthase activity.
AUGCGACUUCGAACUCCAACUACAAGAACUUAUAAAGAUGCAAUUAAUGCUUUAAAUACUUUACAAUCUAAUUUUGCUUCGAUUGAAGCUAAUAGAAAAUUAGGUCCAAAUGUUGAUAGACAUGCACUUUCAUUAAAUGAAGUUAUUGAAUAUACUAAAAGAUUAGGUUAUUCAACAACAGACUUUAAUAAAUUAAAUAUAAUUCAUAUUACUGGUACAAAGGGUAAAGGUUCAACAUGUGCAUUUACUGAAUCAAUUUUAAAACAAUAUUUAAAUAUUCCAACAUCUCCAACUUCAACUUCAACACCUCCAAUUACAAAAAUUGGAUUAUUUACUUCACCACAUUUAAAAUCAGUUCGAGAAAGAAUUAGAAUUAAUGGUAAUCCAAUUAAUGAAUUAAAAUUUACAAAAUAUUUUUUUGAAGUAUGGGAUAAAUUAUCUACUACAACUUCAUCACCAGAAGAAUGGCCAACUUUACAACCUUGCGAUACAAUAAAACCAAUGUAUUUUAAAUAUCUUACAAUUUUAUCAUUUCAUGUAUUUAUGCAAGAAGGUAUUGAUACUGCUAUUUAUGAAGUUGGAGUAGGAGGAAAAUAUGAUUCAACUAAUAUAAUAGAUAAACCAACCGUUACUGGUAUUUCAAGUUUAGGUAUUGAUCAUACAUUUAUGUUAGGUAAUACUAUUGAUAGAAUUACUUGGAAUAAAACGGGGAUUUUUAAAUCAAAUGUUCCUGCGGUUGUAUCUCAACAAUUUGAACAUCCAGAAACAAUUGAACAAAUUAAACAAAGAAGUAUUGAAUUAAAUACUGAUGGUUUAGAAAUUGUUAAAUCUUUACCUUCAACAAUAAAAUUAGGAUUAGCAGGAGAUUUUCAAAGACAAAAUGCUGCUUUAGCAGUAAGAUUAGCAUCUAUUCAUUUAAAAAAAUUAGGAUUUAAUCCUAAAGAAAUUCCUCAAAUUAUUGAACAAGAAGGAAAUGAAAUUGUUAUUGAAGAUUUAUCAGAAAAAUUCUUAACAGGAUUACUUCAAGUUCAUUGGGAUGGUAGAUGUCAAAUUCUUAAGAAUAAACCAGGAUUUGAUAAUAUUACUUGGUAUAUUGAUGGAGCUCAUACAUUAGAAUCUAUUAAUGUUUCAUCUCAAUGGUUUAAAAAUGAAUUAAAUAAUUUAAUUAUUCAAGAUAAUGGUAAAAAGAAGAGAACUAAAAUUUUACUUUUUAAUCAACAAAGUCGUGAAAAUGCUUCAGCAUUAUUAAGUAAAUUAUAUGAAAAUACUUCAGGAACUUUUGAAUUUGAUCAUGUAAUUUUUACAACUAAUAUAACUUGGUCAGAUGGGAAAUAUAAUUCUGAUUUAGUAUCACUUAAUAAUUCUGCAGAAGUGGUUGAUAAAUUAAUUAUUCAAAAGGGGUUAGCACAAACUUGGUCAGAAUUAGAUGCAAAAUUUAAACGAACUCAUACAAGAAAACAUAUAUUUCAUGAUAUUGAAACUGGAGUUAAUUUUAUAAAGAGUUUAACUAAAUCAAGUGAAAAUUCUGAAAUUGAAGUAUUUGUAUGUGGUUCAUUACAUUUAGUUGGAGGAUUUUUAGUUGUUGUUGAUAAUGAAAGAGAUUAG